Molecule: messenger RNA, 537 nt
Organism: Prorocentrum cordatum
Lineage: Eukaryota; Dinophyceae; Prorocentrales; Prorocentraceae
Source: the annotation of a GenBank genome assembly
AUGGAUGGGCCGUCGGAGGCCGCGAGUUCCAGCGGGAGUGAAUGGCUGUGGCGCGGCUUUUGCCCUCGCGGCGAUUGCAAGAAAGCUGGCUCGUGCAUCUUCUCGGACCCUGACAGGGACAUCGUGAAGGAAAAGGUGGCGAACCACUUGUGGUGUUCUACCUACCACAACGAGGACAACGCCCUCGAGUGGGAGGCGGCGUUGCAGGAGGCAGACAAUGACGCGUUCAUUGUCUACGAGCUGGGCACGCAGAAGAGCAAGAAGCGCCCCGCGCCAUCCGUGGAACCGCAGCCAGGGCGGGCCGUUCAACAGCGGUCUUCAGGACCAGUCGGCCAGUACAAGUCGAAGACAGUGGUGACGCGGGACAUCACGGUGCGCAAGGGCGAGCUGCAGCAGGUCAUGGAUUGCCUUGACAGGUCUCUGACUGCGACGGAGCACGCCGCGACCAUCGCACGCAGCGCAGCGAAGGCGUUCGAGGACAGCGCUGCUGCGAUCUCGGGCGCCAAGAAGACGCUCGAGAGCAUCUGCAUGCGCCAC